AUCCAAGCUCAAAGCCAUCAUCAUCAACGAUGAGCUACUUAACAAAUUUCUCCAUCUUCUCCGUACUCCUUAGCCUCCUCUUCAUUUCCACCUAUGCAACCACCUUUGAAAUCCGCAAUAACUGUACCUACACCGUCUGGGCUGCAGCCUCCCCUGGUGGUGGCCGCCGCCUUGAUCGUGGCCAAUCCUGGACCAUUAGCGUGCUUGCUGGCACGGUGGCACGUAUCUGGGGCCGCACCAAUUGCAACUUUGAUGGCAGUGGUAGGGGUCACUGUCAAACCGGUGACUGUGGUGGAGUCCUUGAUUGCAAAGGGUGGGGCGUCCCUCCAAACACCCUAGCCGAAUAUGCCUUGAAUCAAUUUGGAAACAUAGAUUUUUACGACAUAUCCCUACUGGAUGGGUUCAAUAUCCCCAUCGAAUUUGCUCCUACCAAUGGAGGUUGUCGUACAACCAGGUGCGCCGCCGAUAUAAACGGGCAGUGUCCUAACGAACUUAGAGCUCCGGGUGGGUGCAACAAUCCAUGUACAGUGUUCAGGACUGAGGAAUACUGUUGCACUCAAGGUUAUGGACCAUGUGGACUGAACAGGUAUGCUCAGUUCUUCAAAUCUAGAUGUCCUGAUUCUUACAGUUAUCCUCAAGAUGACACUGCAAGCACGCUUACUUGCCGUAGUGGCACCACCGAAUAUAGGGUUGUGUUCUGUCCACUUGGGUCACCUCAUUUCCCUCAAGAGAUGAUCAAAAGUAUUACGGUAUGAACAGAGGCUUGAUCGAGCCAUCUGUCUUUUGCUAUAGAAAAAGUUUUGUUUGGAUAAAUGUCUUGUCUACAUGGAUAUGAAUGUGGUGUUGGAUCAUAAACAUAGGAAAAUGAUACAUGCUACGAAUUAGGGGAUGCCACUCGGGCAACGAAAGUACGUGGCAAACCAUGUGUGCUACUUACGUGUCUUUUUUAAUUAAAUCACCAAAAUGUCA
Messenger RNA from Rubroshorea leprosula, 969 nucleotides. NCBI's taxonomy places the organism in Eukaryota, Viridiplantae, Streptophyta, Magnoliopsida, Malvales, Dipterocarpaceae. The record is from the annotation of a GenBank genome assembly.